AAGCCCAGCACUCCCCAUCACCGUCGGAUCCACUCCCCUUCCCAAUCCAAUGGCGCCGGUCGCCUCACGUCCAAAAAUCUCCAUCUCCAUCACCACUCAAACACUCGCCCUAUAUCCCCAAACCAACCCAAAUCACCAAAAUCUCACACUCACACACACACACACACAAAAACCACUUUCUCAGUUUCUCACCACCUGAAAACACCACCCGCCAACAUGGCUGCCGCCGCCUCCGCCGCGUCGUCGCUCAUCGGGACCCGAUCGGCCCGAAUCCAGGCCCGAUUCGCGUUCGGUGGGAAGAAAUCGGCCCCCAAGCGCGCCGCCUCGAAGACCGUCGUCCCCGACCGGCCGCUGUGGUAUCCCGGUGCCAAGGCGCCGGAGUACCUCGACGGGUCGCUCGUCGGGGACUAUGGGUUCGACCCAUUCGGCCUCGGAAAGCCCGCCGAGUACCUGCAGUUCGACCUCGAUUCGCUCGACCAGAACCUUGCCAAGAACGUCGCCGGAGAUAUCAUCGGGACAAGGACGGAGGUCGCCGACGUGAAGUCGACGCCGUUCCAGCCGUACAGCGAGGUCUUCGGGCUUCAGAGAUUCAGGGAAUGCGAGCUUAUUCAUGGAAGGUGGGCCAUGCUCGCCACACUCGGGGCCCUUACCGUCGAGUGGCUCACCGGCGUCACGUGGCAGGACGCCGGAAAGGUUGAGCUUGUUGAAGGAUCAUCUUAUCUCGGUCAACCACUCCCAUUCUCCAUAACCACAUUAAUUUGGAUCGAGGUGCUUGUUAUUGGGUACAUCGAGUUCCAGAGAAAUUCGGAGCUGGACCCGGAAAAGAGGCUCUACCCGGGCGGGUCGUAUUUCGACCCGUUGGGCCUGGCUGCGGAUCCUGAGAAGAAGGCCACGCUUCAGCUGGCUGAGAUUAAGCACGCCCGUCUUGCUAUGGUUGCCUUUUUGGGCUUUGCAGUCCAAGCAGCGGCUACUGAUGUACACCAAAACGACGAGCUUCACAUUUGCUCAAUUAAUGAUGAAGCAAGGCUGAUGAGGCCGCAAAUAAAAUUUGAACGUAACAAAGAACCGUUUGGUUCUGGCAAAGAGAAUUCUACAACCGAACCCGAAGAUGAUGUUGCUAUAAAUAAUGUCAGACUCUUUACGUAUCGCUCUUUGCAAUCAGCCACGAGGCUUUUUCAUCCAUCGAACAAAAUUGGACGAGGUGGUUUUGGGGUCGUUUAUAAGGGAGUUUUGAGGGAUGAGACUCGAGUAGCCAUCAAGUCUCUUUCAGCCGAAUCCAAACAAGGGAUUAACGAGUUCUUGACCGAGAUUAAUAUGAUAUCCAACAUAAAACACCCGAACUUAGUUCGACUCGUUGGUUGUUGUGUUGAGGGGAAUAACCGAAUAUUGGUGUAUGAAUAUUUGGAGAACAAUAGCCUCGCCAAUUCCCUACUCGGCAUCAUUUUAUCAGUCUCGAAUGGCAAACGUGUUGAGCUGGAUUGGUCCAAGAGAGCUGCAAUAUGCAUAGGCACAGCUUCAGGACUCGUGUUCCUUCACGAGUGUUCCGAUCCUUGCAUUGUCCAUCGAGAUAUAAAGGCUAGCAAUAUCCUUCUCGACGGCAAUUUCCUCCCUAAAAUCGGAGACUUUGGAUUAGCAAAGCUAUUUCCCGAUAAUGUCACCCACGUUAGCACACGAGUAGCUGGAACAGUGGGUUAUCUAGCUCCCGAAUAUGCUAAGCUGGGUCAACUUACUAAAAAGGCCGAUGUGUAUAGCUUUGGGGUACUGUUGCUCGAGAUUAUAAGCGGCGAAAGUAGCAGUAAGGCCACAUUUGGGGAUGAUUUCUUGGUUCUGCUCGAAUGGACUUGGAAACUGUACAUCGAGGGUCGAGUUUUAGAGCUUGUGGACCCGGAAUUAAGGGACUACCCGAAAGACGAAGUCACGCGCUUCAUAAAAGUCGCGCUAUUUUGUACCCAAGCGGCUUCUCAACGCAGACCGGACAUGAAUCAGGUGAUAAGAAUGCUUUCAACCAAUGUUAAUCUCAACGAGAGCGUGUUGUCAGAGCCCGGAUUUUACAGGCCACAAAAAACGAAAGAUGGGGCCUCAUCUCGUUCGGACAAAACGAAACAUUCGUUUAGUCCUUUUGUGAGCUCGACUCAGUCAAAGGUUUCCUUCACAACUAGUAUACAGAUGUUGCCUCGAUGAAUAAUGUGAAAGCUCAGCAAUUGCAUCCCAGUAUUGUAUUGUCUUAUUAGCCUUUGACAUGGAAUUUCUCUUGGCUCUUGAUAAUCAACUGCAUAAACAACAACAAAAGAUCGG
Striga asiatica is the source of this 2295-nucleotide messenger RNA. NCBI's taxonomy places the organism in Eukaryota, Viridiplantae, Streptophyta, Magnoliopsida, Lamiales, Orobanchaceae. The record is from the annotation of a GenBank genome assembly.